AUGUCGUUGAGCCGUGUGGCCUCGGUGGAAACGUUCCAAUUCCUCCCCCAAGCCCAGGGAUCGAGACGAGGCAGUGAUGCCUCCAGUGUGAGGGCCGGACGGCUUACGUUCAACCCUCUCCCCGACGAUUGGUACCCUGCGGCAAGUAAACCUGAUACCGUACUUGCAGUUGGCGCCUUUGAGGUUCCGCAAUGGAAAAGAAUUCUCCAAGUCACCACCGCUGUAAUUUACUGCCUCUUUGCAGCGGGUAUCGCCUUCGGCUUUGCUGCAUUGAAGCCGGUGCUCAAACGAGAGGGUGCCUACAGCGACGUCUGUUCCACCAAGGAGUCCAACUCAACCCCCGACGACACGUGUGUUGAGAUCCAUCUCAAUCUCAUGUUUACGGUGGCGGCAGUCGGUACCAACAUUGCGGCUCUCCCUGUCGGCGCCCUGCUUGACCAUGCUGGUCCGCGCGUAUGUGGGCUUGUGGGCAGUGUCUUCCUGAUCAUCGGAUCGCUUCUGAUGGCUUAUGCCAAGACGUUGCCUUUUGACGGUUUCCUCAUUGGAUACCUGUCGCUUGCUCUGGGCGGUCCCUUCACCUACAUUUCGUCCUUCCAAUUGUCCAAUGCGUUUCCGAAGCACUCUGGCUUCAUUCUCGCCCUCAUGACGGGUGCUUUCGACGCCUCUAGCGCCUUGUUCUUGGUCUACCGCCUGAUCUUCCAAGCCUCGGCAGGUACCUUUGGCCAUGACAAGUUUUUCAAAGUGUACCUGAUCGUUCCGGUUUUCAUCAUCAUCGCCCAAUUCGUCGUGAUGCCCAAGCAGUCGUACAAGACGGUGGGAGAACUGGUCGAGCUGCAAGAGGAGACCGUGGCUGCGAAUCAAGCAGACCUGUAUCCGUACGACGACCAGGUCGAUGAGAACACGGCGCUUCUGCGUGAGGAGCGCCGGCACCGCGAGUCCGUCGUUGCCGAUGUGGAACAGCUGCUUGGCAACCAACAGGCGGACAAGCAGAUCCGUCAAGAGAACAAGAACGAAACCUCGGGGGUCUGGGGUGUCAUGCAUAACCGCUCAGCCCUGCGCCAGAUCGCCUCGCCAUGGUUCAUCCUCAUCUGCCUCUUCACCAUCAUUCAGAUGCUUCGUAUCAACUACUUUGUCGCCACCAUCCGGGCACAGUACGAGGUCAUCUUUGGCGACGUGGGCAAGGCCGUCGAGAUCAACAACUUUUUUGACGUCGCCCUGCCCGUGGGAGGCAUUCUCUCCAUUCCGUUCAUCGGCGUCCUCCUCGACCACACCAGCACCGUCACCGUCCUGACGGCGCUCGUCACCAUCGCGACCACCAUUGGCGUGCUGGGCGUCGUCAACAACAUGGGCGCGGCGUAUAUCCAGGUCUGCCUCUUUGUGCUCUAUCGCCCCUUCUACUACACCGCCGUCUCCGACUACAGCGCCAAGGUGUUUGGCUUUGAGACGUUCGGCACCGUGUACGGCACCAUCAUCUGCCUAUCAGGUCUCUUCAACUUUUUUCAGUCCGGGCUAGACGUUCUAUUCCAUCAGACUUUUGGCGGCGAUCCCGUGCCCGUCAACCUCAUGCUGCUCUCGGCUGGCUUCGCUGUUGGUGUUGUGCUGGUUGGGUACGUGGCAUUGAAGGUAAGGGGGCUGAAGCGUAAGAUGUUGGAGCAGGAGGCCGUUGCUUCUGUUCAAGUCCACAACUGA
This is a messenger RNA of Colletotrichum orchidophilum, 1689 nucleotides long. Its product is annotated as major facilitator superfamily transporter. Gene Ontology annotation, cellular component: fungal-type vacuole membrane. NCBI's taxonomy places the organism in Eukaryota, Fungi, Ascomycota, Sordariomycetes, Glomerellales, Glomerellaceae. Gene Ontology annotation, biological process: transmembrane transport. The transcript has 2 exons. Bases 1 to 1689 code for a protein of 562 amino acids. The record is from RefSeq and is a predicted model, not a curated record. Gene Ontology annotation, molecular function: transmembrane transporter activity.